ACUUGCAGCGGACAGCCAACAUCCGUACAGCCACUGCAGCACCGCAUCAGUUUGUCUUUUGUGUUUGGAGUACUUACGAAUAAAACGAAUUACGAAAAAGCAUUUGCCUCGUGCUUGCGGCGUAGACCCAUAACCGCGAUAUAUUGUCUAGGAACGCGCGGUAUCUCCGACAGCGAAACUGUGAUUACUGCAGUCAAUCGCUGCAGCUAAGACAUUCUUCACUCGGCAGCCCGCGAGACGACGUCAUAUCGUUUUAUGUUGUUGCUGUGACAAGGACGAAAAGUGGAUUCGCGCACACGCGCUCGCUACAGAAAACUGCCAUCUCACACACUAAGACGAGGAGGUCUGCUGACGACGACGACGAGGACUCCUGACGACAAAGAUGGCGGCCGAAGAAAACGGUCUGCUGUACAACAAGGCCCGGUCGGCGUCCAUAUGCGCAUUCGGCUUCCCACCAGGUAGCACCGAAUACCUGUUGGCCUGCGCUAAGGCAGCCGCGUCCACACCUCCACCGCAUAGGCACGUAGGAGGCGCGGCCGCCAUAGCGGCCGCCGAGGACAACAAGCGCCGUCGGCCGGCUGUACGGUCGCAGAGUGCCCGCACCAGCGGUGGCCGGUCGAUCCGCAAAAAGGCGCUGGUGGCCGCGGCCGUUGGAGCCCAGCACGGUCAACAUCUCAGUGACAGCAGGUCGAGCGUCCGCAGCGGUUACAGUGACCCGAGGCUGCACGAGUCUUCGAACCAAGGUAACCACGAUGAGAUGUAA
Messenger RNA from Myzus persicae (green peach aphid), 763 nucleotides. RefSeq lists its product as uncharacterized. The transcript is spliced from 2 exons. Lineage: Eukaryota; Metazoa; Arthropoda; Insecta; Hemiptera; Aphididae. The coding region runs from base 383 to 763 and encodes 126 amino acids. The record is from RefSeq and is a predicted model, not a curated record.